Messenger RNA from Wyeomyia smithii (pitcher-plant mosquito), 12503 nucleotides. Its product is annotated as protein sickie-like. NCBI's taxonomy places the organism in Eukaryota, Metazoa, Arthropoda, Insecta, Diptera, Culicidae. Bases 1073 to 10120 code for a protein of 3015 amino acids. The record is from RefSeq and is a predicted model, not a curated record. The transcript has 21 exons. Gene Ontology annotation, molecular function: protein binding; ATP binding; ATP hydrolysis activity. Gene Ontology annotation, biological process: neurogenesis; nervous system development.
UCGGGAAAGCGAAGAUUCUUCUUCUCCGUACAGCGCUCGUGUGAAGUGAAAGUGAAGUUUGUCUUUGAAUUCGAAGUUUUUUCUUCCUAUUUUUCGUGCUGAGAAUAAGAGUUAAUUCGAGGGGGUGGUUCCCGGAGAGAAGGAAAAUUGUAUUUAUAUUUUGUCGUAACUCACGUGUAUUCCUUCCACUUUCGUCUCUAGCCCGGAUGGUGGCAGGGACUCGUGGUGCGUGUACGUGUUCGAACUGCAAAAAUCGUCCUGUUUGUGGCAUCGCUCAAGGAUUGCCAGUUUGACGAGCGGGUUUUUUUAUUUUCAUCCUUCCCCACUAUGCGUUCUGUAAUCGAAAACGAAUUUCUGACGGGAAGUUCAAGAGGCGUCAUCAAUUUUUCGCACCGUAACACGUGUAGCUGAAGCAUAACUACACUGCCCUAAGGAUUACCUCCCUGGCUGCCGGCAGACGGAUUACUCAUCUACCGCGCGACAACUUCAUGAACAAGGAUUACCAGUGCCAGUCACUUCUUCUGCUUCUUAGUGUGUGCUAGUGCAGUGCAGGUGAUUUUUAUAUUCCACCUGGGUUUAUCUCGUGCUUCUUUGUUGAUUGGUUGUUGGUGGCGUGAAGAAAAAGUAAUAAAAGAAACCGGAAACAGCUUGGCGUGUGGAAAUUUUAUAGUCGGGUGCAUUACGGAGCUCAUCAACUUGUUACAAUCGUGGCUCAAAUUGGAUAACUAGUGUCAGUGUGCUUGCAGUGAAUUCCAAACAAAACAAAAAAAAAAUACAAAGAAAAUGCUCAAGGAUUACCGAACGGAUUACGGGUGGAAUUAAUUCAGCAGUUUACUAUCCAAAAACGAGCACAAGAAACCGGGAUUUACUGGAACGGAGUCAAUUGGAUUACCGCCAGCGUUAGUGAGAAAAUAGCAUUAAACAGAAGUGAUUAAAUAAAGUGAGGAGCAAUGCUUUUCUAAGCAUAUCAUAAUCGAAUGCAAAUAAAUAGAAACCACAUCACACAGUGAAAUCGCAAUCCCCAGCGCAGUGCGUCAAUGCAGCCCGUCAUGACCGAGUCCCGCCACAUCAGAUGAUACCGAGCAGCAGGGUUGCCCGUCCGCCGAAGUCACUAACAACCGGCCGUCAUCUGUCCAACAACAACAACAACAGCAAAGCCUCCCUCGAUUGGGAUUCAUCGAGCGUUCAAACGGGAACGGUGAAGCGUCGUCCGCUGUCGCAAGGGUCGCAGGAGGUGACGCCCACCAGCACCUCACCGGCAGGCGCCUCCAGCCGGCGGCAAUCGUUUACCAUUGAGAUAGAUAUAAAAGCGCAAAAAACCGAACAGAAUGACUGCGAUCGUGGUGAGGGAUUUCCUGCCGACAAUCAUUCCGCAACAGCGGAGAAAGAAGCCGGUGUUUCUCAUCGAGGAAACAUGAAAACCGUCGGAGGUGCAAAACAAUCGAAAAUAGCUGUACUCCGACAGAAAGUGGAUGACGGUGGUAAAAAAUCCCGAGGAAACCCACCACCACCAGCUGGCACCAAAGUGUCCAUCUUCCAGAAAACAUCCAAUCUACUUGCAAAAACAACGAACGACAAUAAAUCCCCAUCUCAGGCGCAGCAAAAACUUAAAAACAACGUAAACCCCCCAAAAAAGCUAGUCAAACAAUCAACCAUCAGCGGUGGCACGCUGGAGCGCCGCGAGAAGCAAUCACCCAACAGCGGCAGUCGUAAUCAGAAAAAAGUUUCCUUUAUCCCAAGUCUUGCGGUGGAAGAAGGCGGUGGACCGGCAGGGACCGGAAGUGCCACAAUCAAAUCCAGCACGGUGAAAGCAAUUGUUCGUAGCCGGCAGCAUUCGCUCAGUGACACCGGUGUACAGUUUAAAGAACUUUAUCGGGAUUUUCCGGCAGCCCAGGACCUGUCAGACGCGGAUCAAGUAAACACUCCCCCACCGUUGCCACCGUACCGUGAACCUCCUCCACCUCCUCCUACCUGCCCAACCACCAACGACAAAGUGGAAAUCGUUCAGCAGCAGGAUCUUAUUUCGAUGGAACCUGUCAGCAAGCAUGAAGACAUCAUCGUAGCGACGACGACGGAAAGAAAGGAAACCACCAGCACCAGGUCCAAGCUCAAGGGAUUCGGUUUGAGUAAAUUAAUAUCGUCCGCCGGGUCGGGGGAAAAGAAAAGCAAUAAUUAUGUGACAUUGCCACCCUCGCCUAAAAUGAGCAAAAUGUCUUCCAAAGGAGCAACCGAGCUACCGGCGCCACCGACGCCUCCUCCACCCCCGGCGCCAGAGUCACCUGAGAGAAGCUACGCUUCACCGGAUGAUAUACUCACCAAGCCGGAGUUUUCAUCGCUGCUACUGAAGAAUCUGCCCGUGCGACAGCGGAAAGGAGCGGUUCCUCAUCUGGAAAAUUAUUGUUUGUUUGAUCCUUCUGUGGAUUUUUUCAACGAAAAAGAGCACAAAAUGAGACCCAUUCCGGAAUCGGUAGAACUGGCGGAUCCUAUCCUCUAUCAGAACCCGCUGAUAUACGACGCAGUCGAUCGGGACUCCGAUAACUACUUCACACUCGAGCCGGACGGAUUUGAUGUGGAAGCGAAAAAUCGGCUAUCCCUCGAGAAAGUGGAGGAAAAAAUCGACGCAAUUUUUAACAAGACACGAAACUCUUCGUCUUCCAGUGGUUCCAGUCCGGAUUAUCCGUCCAUGGUUAACUCAGUUAUCGAGACUCCCUCGUCCAACCUAGAGUCCACUGACGAAAGUGACUACGGCUUCCGAAAUCGACUCAUAGACCAGCUAAAGGUGGUCCCGAAAUCAAUAUCCGGUUCCAUCAACGAGGACCAGCAGGAGGAAUCCUCGUACUACGGCGUGGUAACGAAAACAGCUGUCAGCCAGUUCGAGCGGCUGCACCAUCGCCAAUCAAGUUCGCUGCCAAAUUCACCCCUGCAACAAAGAAAAAGUGAUGAAUCAUCAUCCUCCUCACCACCCUCCAGUACAAAGACAACCGAUUCGUCCUCUAACGAGGCAUCCUCUGCCCUUGGGACGCUCGGUUCGGAAGAACCACCAUCUAGUUCCUGCAGUCCCCCACCUCCAGCACCAUCCCACGGCAACCGCUCGGCUGCUGCUGCUACUGCUACACUUUCAUCUUCGAAGGUGACGAAAAUUAAAUCAGAUUUGCCCUCCACCAUCGUCAGUAAGGUCAAUUUUCUCCCGCUCCUGUCACAUCCAGCAUUUUCACUAGACUCCCUAAAAUCAAGCAUCUCCCUACCUCACUUACAAAAGUCUUCCACCGGAGCAAUCAGCAAGCACAGCAGUAUCCUCUCCCAUCUUCAGCCCCCGCUUGGUUCCUCUCCUGGCGGCGGAUCGGUGCGUAAUGGAUCAUUCGAUUCCACACCGUUGUUCAGUAGGUUGCGAAAACAACGCCCACUCUCUAGCCAUAGUGACGCGGAUAGUGGAUUUCUGAGUCCGGUUACUCCACCGGAGGCCACCGGGCAAAGUAUUCACAAUCAGAUCCUUGCGACCGAACGGCAACAGCAUCAUCAGCAUCGAAGCAGCAGCAGUGAUACCGUUGUAGUGCUCGAACAGUGCGACAGCAUCCAGGAAUUGAUCCAGAUCUACACUGACUGGGCCAACUACUACCUGGAGCGGGCCAAGUCGAAAAAGAAGGUCUCCGACCUGGCGGCGGACUGCCGCGAUGGCCUGCUUCUGGCCGAGGUCAUCGAAGCGGUCACCACGUGGAAAGUACCUGAUUUGGUGAAGAAACCAAAAACACCUCAACAUAUGUACGACAACGUCAACUCCUGUCUCAACGUUCUGAGACAGCAUCAGGUUGGCGGACUCGAUUCCAUCACCGCAAACGACAUCUCCAGUGGACGGCUGAAAGCAGUGUUGCUUCUAUUUUUUGCUCUAAGUCGAUAUAAACAGCCGAUCCGACAGAAGGCAGCGCCAGUUGCCUACAUUCAUCACCAGCAAACAACGAAAGUCGAAAUUCAUGCACCACCAGCCGACAUGACCAAUCGACAACUGCCGGUGCCAUAUGCCAAGCCAGGGGUCAAUGGCGGUACGGCCAUUCCACAGCCAGCGACCGUUAUGGUCACCCGGCGAUGUCCACCGGAUAAAGUGCGGCCGCUGCCACCGACGCCAAACCAGCAGACGGGACUUCACCCGGGCUUGCAGAAGCACUCGCUAGCCGGCAGCAUCGUCGGUGGUGGUGGUGGUGGUGGUAGCGGUCCCGGCCUCGGAAGCGGCGGUAGCGGCAAUACUCCACUCGAUGGCAACAGCUGCCCCGGGAGUCCGCAGCAUAAUGGGACGGCGAUAAUAACGCAGAUCCCGAAAGGCGGCAGCCUCCGCAUACCGCAAUCGACGUGCAAAAUCCCGGCCAGUCCGUAUGCGACCCAGACUGGCAAUGGAAACCACAAUAACAACAACAAUAAUAAUAACAACAACAACCACGUGGGCCUUAUCCCGAAUGGAAACGUCACUAACAUCCCUAGCCCGGGUAUAACUCACGUGGGAGGAGGACCCGUACAGCAGAAGCAAUCGAUGCUGGAAAAGUUGAAACUCUUCAACAGCAGCAAGGACAAACAGGAUAAGACUGCUAAAUCGACCAUUUCAAAGCGGACCAGCUCGAGUAGCGGAUUUUCGUCGGCCCGAAGCGAACGGAGUGACUCGAGUCUAAGCCUGAACGAAGGUCCCAUCGGAAAGAUGAGAGAAUCGGUGAUCAAGAAAACGGACACUGCCAAACUGUCAUCAUCAUCGUCGUCAUCGAAAUCAUCGAAGCUCAUCUCAUCCAAGUCCGGCUCCUCGAAGGACGCUGGUUCGAAGGUUUCAGCCAAACAGGCAGGCGAUAAGGGUGGCAAGACAGGAAAGGAUCAGCUCGAGACGCACAUUCCGAUUACACCGAAAGCGCACAAAAUUCCGACGGCCCUGACGACAUCGACCAACGGCAUUGCGGGCAAUCCGACCAAGACCGAAUCGAAGCUGAAACCUGCCCCUGUGGGAGGAACGUCGUCGUCGUCGUCGCCACCGUCGUCGUCGUUGUCGGGCGACAGAAAACUUGAUGCAAAAUCCGAAAGUAAAACUAGUUUGCUGCUGCAGCAGUCGCAGGUUCCACCGCAAAUUCAGUCUCCGAAAACGAUGGUCGCUCCACCGUCAGUAGGCACUGGGAUUCCGAAACCGAUGGCCGCCGUGAAAGGAACGAGCAAACCCUCGCCACCGCAGCUCCUGCAGGAAUACAGCAAACAGAAGGACGAUUUGGCAAAGCUGGACCGUGCUCUGAACGGGUUCGGGACAGGUCUCUCGAAUGGCCUGAGUUCGCCCCAACAUCAUCAACCUCCGCAUCCAAACAACAUAUCAAAUAACAACAGCGAACGCUUGCAUGUGGUGAACCCGAUCAGUAUCAGUGGUAAUAAUAACGUUCCUGGAAGUCCCUUGCACAAGCAGCAGCAACAACAAGCACCGAUUCCGAGCUGCAUGAGUGACAGUAUGCACUCUAAUUCCACGCAAGGUGCCUCCGUUGGGCAGCACUCCAAUUCCAGUGAGUCCAGCAGCGUCCUCUACCGGCCCAGCGGUUCCGAGAGUGGAUCCGAGCAGCUGUCCAACCUCCACUCGCCCCAGAAGUCAUCGCCUUCCUUCCUGUACAACGAUGUCAAUUUGAACAACGCCAACAACAACAAAUUCAACACCGUCCCGAACAAAAUCCUCAACACUGCCGAAACCAUCUACGAACAGGAGGAAAAGCAAAUCACCGUCGUUCCGAUGCGACCUCUGCUUCGCGGUUACAACAGCCACGUGACACUGCCAACGCGAGGUGCUCGCGGUCAUCACUUCAUCUCGGAGUACUGUGAAGAUCUGGCCGGCCAGGGCUACUGCAGUGAUGGGGAUGCGCUGCGAAAGAUUCCCGCCCGCUACUCGGAUUCCAUCGAAAAUGGCUACCUCUCGGAGGGCAGUGGAGGCGGCACCAGCUUGUUAACCACGGCAGGACGCCAGCAGUACAUCAGUUCACUGCGCAAUCGAACGCCGCUGCCGACAACGAUCGAAGAAAGAUGUCGUAGCAGUCGGGGCGAUAAUCUGGACUGUGUAGGAAAUAGUCCAACCGGAUCCACUAUGGACGGAAAGUUAUCCCGCCCGAAUGGGCAAACUCCGAAUGGCCGCGAGUACUGGGGACGGCUACCCGAGCCAGCAAUGGCUCAUAACGGGCACGGCCAGCAACAACAGCCACCGCCGUCGGGUGCCAGUAGCCAGCAGGGAUCACAGCCACCAAGUCCCACAUCCAGCCGAAAGGAUCGAAGCUCACCGGGUCACUCGCGGAAAAGUGGUUCUUCGUCUAAAAUUGCCAGUAGCAGAACAAAAGGAGUUCCUCAGAGUUAUGGGUUCGUCAAAAAAACCAACGGCAGCUCGAUGCACGGUGUAGAUCCGCAAGGGCAAGCUCUUUUGACCGGAGGACGCACGGCUCACGUCUCUGCAGUACCCAGAACCAAUAAGCUCAAAGUUUCCGGCGGUACGCAAACCACUACGGCUGAUUUUCAAGCCAAAACUCAACAACACGCUCAGUAUCGCAGCUUUUCCCUGACCGGCCCGGGAGCGGCCCAGCUAAGCCAGUCGGUCAAAGAAAGGUUUGGUUCGGGAACGCAUAGUUUGCCAAAGCCCGGUUUAGAUAUGCAUGUCUUCCAACAUAGAAUGUCCACACGCGGAUCCACUAAGCUAAACGACGGUAGCCUUAGCGAUACGCAAACCUACGCCGAAGUGAAGCCCGACUACAGUAGCUAUGCGAUGUGGCUUCGUCACUCGAGUACGGCCUCGAGCCGACUCUCUGAGGGUGAAUCCCUGGAGAGUUUCUCGCUCGGAUCCGGUGGUGCUGGCGGCGGUGGUGGCAACGGGGUUGCAGGUGGAACCAAUUCCGGUGGCUCGGGCAUUCCCGGUGCCAGCAGCCGGCCGAACAAACUGCUGCACCAUGCCCGUGGUGAAACGCAGCCAGUUUUGCACCACGCAGCCACCACACACAGCCCCCGGUUGAACCGAAGCAAUAGCAUAAGUUACUUGAAAGAAAGGACCUACCCCAGAUCCACUAAAUCAGAGAAGAUGUAUCCCUCGAUGCUGAGCCGGGGACCGGACGUGGAUAUCGAACCGUACUACUGCCUACCGGUGGGCAGCGUGACAGCAGGAAAUGGAAUGGUUCCCUGGAGUCAACCGACCUCACCGACGCCGCCCACCCGCGGUUUUGGAGGGUUGCUGUCGCCAACACACACCAACGCCUCCCACCGGCUGACGUACCCGAAGAAGAACGAUGAAGUGCACGGAAGCCAGGCGUCGCUGCUGUCCGGCGGUUCGUCGCUGUACGGCUCGGCAGAGGAACGGCAAGCCACCGAGGUGCGGCGGCUCAAGCGGGAACUUACGGACGCCCGGGACCAAGUAAUGAGCCUGUCCAGCCAGCUGUCAACAAAUGCUCAUGUCGUAGCGGCUUUCGAGCAGAGUUUGUCUAACAUGACCCAGCGGCUGCAGAUGUUGACGGCAACGACGGAAAAGAAGGAUAGCGAAAUAUUGGACAUGCGACAGACGAUUGAGCUGCUGCGGAAGCAAUCGAUCCAGGCUGGCCUAACUACCGCCCAUAUGCAGAGUAUGGGCGUACAAGUUAACGGGCAGGUCAAUGGGAAUGGAAACUCAGAACAGACGAUGACAGCGCCACCACUGCCACCGGGCGCGGAAAUGCAAAGGCACCAUAGCUCCGACUCUAUGUGCUCCUUGAAUUCUGUCAGCUCUGGCUGUUCGGCUCAAGACAAGAAGAAAAAGAAAGGAUGGCUACGAAGUUCCUUUACUAAAGCCUUCUCCCGCAACGCAAAAAUCUCCAAAACCAAUCGCCACAUUAGUCAGUCUUCGAAUCUUGAUCAGCCGACAGCAGCAGCGGCGGCAGGGAACGGACAUACCCAUCAUCAUCAUCAUCACCAUCACCAUCAUCACAACAACAACAACAAUAAUAAUAACAACAACAACAACAGCGAUCAAAAGUCCCUUUCGGGCGGAAGUGGAAGCGACAAACAGUCCGGAAAGCUGUCAGGACAACUGCCACCACCAUCACCCACCAAAAACGGAAGUCCGCUCAAAACCGUCACGCUAGUGGAGAACGCGAAACCAAUCGAUGCCAUCGAGCUGAAUGGAAACCCCGUGGUAGAAGAUCUGAAGAAGCAGCUGCGCGAGAAAGACCUAGUCCUAACGGACAUCCGCCUGGAAGCGCUCAGCUCGGCCUCGCAGCUAGAGAGCCUCAAGGACACCCUGAUGACGAUGCGGCAAGAGAUGAUGAGUCUCAAGCAGAGCAACGAACGGUUGCAGCGCAUGAUGACAACCCGUUCGCUAGCCGGUAGCGAGGUGUCCCUCGGUCAGGUCAGUCCUAGCGGUUCGAUGGGUGAACCGCGACGUUACAGUCUAGCGGCCGACAAUGGCAUGUCACGAACCCCGUUGGAACUACCUCAGAACCUGGACGAAACGGAAGAGGACAAUAUUCCACCGGCACCCGCACCGGAACCACCCCCGGCGCCACUGAGUCCUGCGAUAAUCGCCGAACUGUCGCCGACAAUCGAACGAGCCGCGAUGGUCAAUGAGAUGCUAACCACUCCCGCGGAAGACGUUGCCGAUCCGGUAGAUGGAAAGAAAAUUGCCAUCGCUGUCUACCUUGGACAACCAGAAUCUUUCGCCAAGUACGCGGAAGAGAUGAACGAAUGUGAUAACUAUUACCACUCUUCUUCGGCUGAGGGGGAUGAGAGUGGAAAAUCAACUGCAGAGAAUGGAGACAAGAGACGUAAAUCGUCCUCAGGUCAACCCGAUGGUAGCUUUGCUAGUCCGAAUGAGUUCACGUUCGCCUACACGUAUAUUUCCGGGAAAACAACGUGGCAAAAUCUAGACUACAUCGUAAGAAAGACUUUCAAGGAUUAUUUGGGUAAAAUCGAUCCGGGUACGAAUUUGGGUUUGAACACGGACUCCAUCACAUCCUAUCAUCUGGGUGAAGCCAAGCGAGGCCCCGAAAUGGGAUUCCCGGAGUUGCUGCCCUGUGGGUACAUUAUCGGGAAUGUGAAAACCUUGUACAUUUGCCUCCAGGGCGUUGGUAGUUUAGCUUUCGAUAGUUUGAUCCUGCGAAACAUCGUACAUCGGUACAUUUCACUGCUCACCGAGCACCGGCGGCUGAUACUGUGCGGCCCCAGCGGUACUGGUAAAUCGUAUCUAGCUAGGAAGUUGGCAGAGUUUCUGGUGGCCCGGUCCGGGCGGGAUAACCCUGCUGAAGCGAUUGCCACCUUCAACGUUGACCACAAAAGCUCCAAAGAACUGCAGCAGUAUCUUGGCCACAUCGCCGAACAGGCAUCGAUGAGCGAGGGUGCAGUAGAGGAGCUGCCAGCUGUGAUAAUACUGGACAAUUUGCACCACGCGUCCGCGCUCGGUGAUGUGUUCUCCUGCCUGCUAAGUGCCACCGCCGCCAAGCUGCCCUGCAUCAUCGGUACGAUGUCGCAGGCGACCUGCAACACUACCAACCUGCAGCUGCACCACAACUUCCGAUGGGUGCUCACGGCAAAUCACAUGGAACCGGUGAAGGGUUUCCUGGGUCGGUAUCUACGCCGAAAGCUGUUCACCAUGGAACUCCAAUCGCAACAAUCCCAACCCCAGCUGGAGAAGGUGCUCAAAUGGUUGCCAAGCGUGUGGCAGCACAUCAACAGCUUCCUGGAAACGCACAACUCCAGUGACGUUACUAUUGGACCACGCCUCUUUCUGUCCUGCCCGAUGAACCUUCAGGAUUCGCAAGUGUGGUUCACGGACGUGUGGAACUACCACUUGGCACCGUACUUGAUGGAUGCCGUACGGGAGGGCGUUCAGCUGUACGGACGACGCGGUGGAACCUGGGUCGAUCCUUGCACGUUUAUCCGCGAAACGUACCCGUGGCCGAUCGGACCGACGACGGUUCCCCAGUUGCGUCAAAUCACUGCCGACGAUGUUGGGCUGGAGGCGAGCGCUCCGGCUAACUUUGAAAACCAAGACCCCCUGAUGAACAUGCUGCUGCGGUUACAGGAGGCAGCCAACUACAACGGCAACCAGGAGCCGGACUCCGACUGUGCCAGCUUGGACUCGAACAUGACGCAUGACAGUUCGGCCGGGGUUGAUUAGGGAAGCAUUUUAUUAGCCAAAAACAAAAACCUACACCAAUACUAAUAUGGGCCUUUGCCACUGAUUUGAAGGGACAACAGAGACGGGAAAACUUUACACUUCAAAGGGUUAGUAGUAGAAAAAAAAUAACGCCAAGGCGAUCGAAGCUAGUAGUCUUAUACAAUGAGAAAAAAUUGCUGCAGCUAUUUACAGACAUUUUUGGGAACACUUUUUUCGGCCACUGGCUAGGUAGGGAAGGUGGAAUUGGUAGAAACAAUGAACACUGUGAAGAGGAUAAUGUAGUUAGCCACUUGUACUGCUCCAUGAAAAUUGUCGGCUUGUAUUUUUUUAAUUUUUAUUCGGCAGCCAAUCCUUCUAUCAAUUAAAGCCCGUGUUGAAUUUUUAUCCUGUCGGUAGUACACCGAGAAGAAGAGGAAGUGGAAAGUUUACAAAUCCAUUUAAUUAAUGAUGGACACAAAAAUGCUACUCCAUAAUCAAUUCCCCACACUCUUUCACGCGCUGUACUGCCGGCAAGAGUACAUGAAGAGAGGAGUUCAAUUCAUAGUCAAAGAGUAUAAUUAAUAUCUGUCAAGUGGUACGGUACCUACAUAUGUGCUUUGCGAGCGUAUGUUUACUCGACUGGCAAAGUAUUCGAAGGUACACUUGCAACAACACAAAAUACUCUCCCAAUCGGCGGCUUUGGGAAGUGUUGAUUACCUUUGCGCUGGGUUUUUGCAUUUACGGUGAAAAAUAUUAAACAAAAUUUAUAUUAAUAUCGGAUUGGCUUAAUUUCUCUCACUUUCAACAUUUUAAUUUGUGCUCUGCUUCGUGGACAUCAGCAAGCGAGCGAGUGGUCGCCUCUAGGUACUACUCUAAUUAAAUUGUUUAUUGAAAUUGAAAAUCGUUCAAUUUUGUUUAUUGGUUUAUUUUCCUUUGUGGGGUAUAAAAAUGAUUGAAACUUUCAACUACCGCUUUGAAUAUUGUUUCACACGCAACAUUAAUCUUUAAUACGAUUCUUUGGUGUCGUUUUUUUCUUGUGUGCUGUCGCACAAUAGAAAACAUUUAGGCGCAUUCAAACUUAGCCCACUGCGUUUAACUAACCAUAACAUUUUUUAUUUGAUAAAUUAUGUUUUCUUACAAGAGUUUAUCAAACUCUGUACUACUUGAUAGAUAGAACAAGCAAAAGUUAAUCCAAAUGACAAAAAUUAAGUGGUAGAGUAGUUUAACCCGUGAAACUAUUCACAGCGUCAGAGCGAAAUAAUCGAAACCGGAAACAAUAAUUUCAAAAGUAGAGUGAAGCGCCGCAGUUAGUGUGCUUGUAGGUAAACCAAAACCUCCCCAAACCCCCCAAAGUGAAAUUAGCGCACGUGUAUAGGGAAAACUCCUUGCCUUUUCCCAGACAAAAACUAAACCUCGGUGUCAGAAACUUUUUUGGACCUUAGUACGGAGAAUCGAACUGAGAACAACUUUAUACAACUGUACUAAUUUUGUUAGCUAUUAAUUCGGUGUAAUCACUUGUUAGGCUGUAAAUAUACAACAACAACCACAAAUACACACACAGAAGAAAAAAAACUUAUAAUUAAACAAGACAACCAAUUAUACCACAUAGCUGCUUAGGUACUGUUUAGCUAGAUAACUGAAUUGCCCAAGACGGAAGAAAAAUCGCGAUCACACUCACACACACUGUUAGACAAAGUAUCACUCGUAUUUCACUGUAUAGAUUUUGUAACGCAUUGUAGAGUUGCUUCAAAAGCUUUAACGUAUUUCUCGCUUUUUACAUCAAACGCCAAUACGCGAAAUAUUUUCCUCACCCUUCGUCAUCAUCGCCUAAUCCUAAUUGGUAACUUAUUCUCUUUCUCCACAAGAAGCAAGUUUGACACGGGAAACCAGGUCAAGCUUUUUCCAUCGCAUUUAUUCAUAUAUACAUAAUAAUAAUAUAACGACUACAUCUAGCUAUGUGUUUGAAAAUAUACAAAAAAAAACUGACAGAUAACCAAACUCCUUCAAAAAGUUAUCGCACGCUUUAGAACAGCGCACGGGUGCGCAACCGGCGUAAUUUUCAGCUUUUCCAAAGAAAGGAAAAAAAUUAAAACGCUAACAAAAAAAGACCACGUUCAUUGAAAUGCAGAGACAAAGCUGAAAUCUAAACCGCUGUAAACCUGCUUCAAAUUCGAUACUAAAACGACUCACCCGGACUCACAGACGGAAAUGAAGAAGAAAAUAAAAAUACUAAAAUUAACGCUAUUAUUAUUAUUACCUAUUAUUAUUACUAUAAUUAUACACGGAAGGAACAAGCGGCAGCCAAAAGAAAACUAACAACCUUUAGUAAAAUGCUGACUACAAUGGGAAAACAAGCAAACCGAAAAAAAAACAACAAAAUAAAACGUGAUUUAAAUUAUUUAAA